AUGAAAAUGUCGUCCCCUAAUGACACACGUGGCGCUAAAGCAGAUCUACCCAGUGUACCCCAAAAUCAGGAAGAAGACUGCUCGCAUCUACCAAAAACCGAACUUUUGCUUCGUCAAGAUCCACGAGGAAGAAGAAUUGGAGUGAAAACAGAGCCAAAUGUUGCCGCGCAGGUUAUCCGUCAUUUUGGAGGCCUAGGAUCCGACACGAACACUGUGACUAACGAGCUCUUGCCCACUCUCAAGGUCCAAACGGAUAAGGAAGUCUACAGGCCCGGCGAUCCCAUUAUCAUCACCAUAGAGAUUUCGAACCCUAGCAGCAAUGACGGUACGGCUUAUUCGCUCUUGAUCGAACGUCUGGGGUUUGAGAUUAAAGGGAUUGAGAAGCUCGAUUCCCAGUGGUUCGCCACGCAGAAACCCACGUCUGGAUCUAAACAGAGAAGAGAUGUGGUGCGGUCAUUCCUGGCUAGCAUUAUACCACCAUCAUAUAAAGGUGCUACCAUUCGCUAUAUGUACUAUGUUAGAAGUACAAUGUCUGGCCAAUGGCUGAUACUGGAAAAUGCUCAUUCUCGUGGAGAAUCAAUCAAAGAUUUUCCUGAAAUGGAGGCUCGUGUCCCAGUACAAGUAUGGGUCACUCAGAAAACCAGUGGCUUGGUGAUGGAAGAAGGUCAAAGUGAUGGGAUUGUUCCUUCUGUAACCAUCCAAAUGGAUAUGUAUUGGAAAGAGAUGGAUGUGGACUCUGAUUGGGUGAGAGCAAAUGAUACAUAUGAUGGGGUUGAGGAAGGCUAUGAAAGCUCAAGGGAUGAGAUCUCAUCUGUUUCUUCAUACAAUCCCAUGAAAGAAAAUAUAAACAGAACCUUCGGAAGUUCGCUAUCCUUGCAAUCAGCAAGGUCUUCGAAUAAGGAUAGCCCAUAUCUUGAAGGAGAGCGCACAAGUUUAUCUUCAAAUCUAGCACUCCCACAGCUCUCUGUGGCCGAAGUCUUAUACGAUACUGGGGCUGAUCUUUCAUUGCCCCUGAAUUCAUCUGCUAUUGGCUCUCCAAGCCAGCAACAGAAACUUACAAAGCGCCUUUCUUUGGAUGAUGAAGCAAGGGCAUCUUCUUCACCGGAAUCUGGAGCUGUUGAAACAUUAGCAUCAGAAGGCUUUAGUCGAGGGAGGUCAUACAAUAUCCGGCUGGAUGACCAAGUUCUGCUUAGAUUUUCCCCAAAAAAUUCUGAUUCUAAUUAUUACUUCAGUGAUAUGAUUGGUGGGACUCUUACUUUCUUUCAUGAAGAAGGAGCUAGAAGGUGCCUCGAGGUUUCUAUAACGUUGGAGACUUCGGAAACUAUUAGUCGGCGAUUUGUCCAUCCUUCUCGGAAGAAUUCCCCCACAAUUACAAAGAUUCAGAGUGAUCAUUACGAGGUCGUUUCAGAUUUGGUGCAGACAAGUUUUCUUUUUUCCAUUCCUAUGGAUGGGCCUAUGUCUUUUACCACUCCUCAUGUAUCUGUACAAUGGGUCCUUCGAUUUGAAUUUUUUACCACUCCGAAGAAUGUGGAUUGGACCAGGUACGAGCAUCCUCUUCUGAUAGAGGGAAGAGAAAAAAGUGAGUGGGUUCUCCCAAUCACUGUGCACGCACCUCCAGCUGUGGGACCCACUGGUCAUCCCCGAAAUGAGAAGGCUCUCUUUGGAACCCUUGGGGGUUUUUGUGUCACCCAGGUUGACAUAUUGAGCCGUUUGAAAUUCAAGCUACGUCCAAAUUGUGGAUCAAAACCUGUUAGUCCAAUUGGGGCCCUGGUGGCUCAGCCGACAUCUUGUUCCUCUGGAAAAAUGUCCAGUGAAUGCUGA
Molecule: messenger RNA, 1821 nt
Organism: Prunus armeniaca (apricot)
Lineage: Eukaryota; Viridiplantae; Streptophyta; Magnoliopsida; Rosales; Rosaceae
Source: the annotation of a GenBank genome assembly